Molecule: messenger RNA, 795 nt
Organism: Cyprinodon tularosa
Lineage: Eukaryota; Metazoa; Chordata; Actinopteri; Cyprinodontiformes; Cyprinodontidae
Product: troponin C, slow skeletal and cardiac muscles-like
Exons: 6
Coding region: 132-617 (161 amino acids)
Cellular component (GO): myosin II complex
Molecular function (GO): calcium ion binding
Source: RefSeq, a predicted model, not a curated record
AUGAAAGUUGGGCCAGAACCUUUUUUUAGUGCCAUAUGAGCCAACAUCACAGGGCGAGCAACAUAUUCCUGCCAGAGCUUGUCCUCUUCAGAAGGUAACUGUGCGGUCGAGUCCAGAACUGACCUGCAAUCAUGGAUGAUGUAUAUAAAGCAGCGGUAGAGAACUUGACAGAAGAGCAGAAAAAUGAAUUCAAGGCUGCCUUUGACAUCUUCAUUCAGGAUGCUGAGGAUGGCUGCAUCAGCACAAAGGAGUUGGGGAAGGUGAUGAGAAUGCUGGGACAGAAUCCCACUCCUGAGGAGUUACAGGAGAUGAUAGAUGAAGUGGAUGAGGAUGGCAGUGGCACAGUAGAUUUCGAUGAAUUCUUGGUUAUGAUGGUCCGAUGCAUGAAGGAGGAGAGCAAAGGGAAAUCAGAAGAGGAGCUGGCCGAACUAUUCCGCAUGUUUGAUAAGAAUGGAGAUGGUUAUAUUGACUUAGAGGAACUGAAGAGCAUGCUGGAGUCCACCGGAGAACCGAUAACUGAAGAUGAUAUUGAGGAGCUGAUGAAAGAUGGAGACAAAAACAAUGAUGGAAAGAUUGAUUAUGAUGAGUUCCUGGAGUUCAUGAAAGGUGUUGAGUAAAGGAGAGCUCCAGAGGGUUCUUUCCUUCACAACCUCUCAUUUUGAAAUGUCAUCAAAGUUCAUUCCUGAAGACAAGUUCCCACCUUUUCUUUACAUCAAUGUUAAUUUCUGAUUGCAGUAUUAAAUCAAAGUUUAACAUGAAAAAAAAAUAUUUUCAAUAAAACAUAUGAUCGUUCAA